Molecule: messenger RNA, 4365 nt
Organism: Xiphophorus maculatus (southern platyfish)
Lineage: Eukaryota; Metazoa; Chordata; Actinopteri; Cyprinodontiformes; Poeciliidae
Gene: npy8ar
Product: neuropeptide Y receptor type 1-like
Exons: 6
Coding region: 755-1945 (396 amino acids)
Biological process (GO): G protein-coupled receptor signaling pathway
Cellular component (GO): neuron projection; plasma membrane
Molecular function (GO): neuropeptide binding; neuropeptide Y receptor activity
Source: RefSeq, a predicted model, not a curated record
GCAGAACUGUAGUAAGUUCCACUUUUUACACUGAACUACCGAUGUCCAAAGAGCUGCUGCACCUGUGUGGGAUUUAUUUGGAGGUGGGUUUGACUGUUAUUACCUCACUGUCUGUCCGAACCUGACCCAGUAAAUUCAGACCCGCUCUCAGAGGACCGAACCUGACAGAACUCCACAGCCUCACCCACAGCUCACCUCCCUCCCUUGUAAACGGCGCGGAGUCCCGGUAACUGGCUCCACGGCGGCUGCGCGUGCGGCAGCUACCCUGCACGUGCGUGCGCAGUUUCUAUUUGCUCUCUUGGAGACGGUGAGCAGACCCAGUCCCGACCUGACGACGCGACCCGGCUUGCCAGUGGUUGACUACCUUUAUUCCAAAUGAAGGUUUAUCCCACUAAAGCGAGUUGAUUUCUGAUCAUCCGACCAUGAAACAGGAGACCAGAAGUCGCCUUCGCCUGGUGAGGAAACUGCUGAUGCAGAGCCGAUCCACCGGGAUGCUAACAGAGAGGAAACAGCAGGACAACUUCUACAUUUGAAUUUCCGCUUGUGUCAGACAUGCUUGUGAAGCUCCAUCAGACGUUCCUGAAUCCUGCUCAUGACCUGUGCUUCCUCUCUGCUUCCUCCUCCUCUUCUCUCCUUGUCCUCCUGUCAUCUCCGUUCUGAUCCCCUAUACGAGUUCAGCCACAGCCUCAGGCCUCCGAGUUGAACCCACCAACCCAUCCCAUCCGCUUCCCUCCCCGUCUUCCAUCCACCUGCCAUGUCUAACGACACAACCUUCUUGGAGGCCACUGAUUGGUUAGACACCUCCCAGUGCCCGCCCUCAGUAGGCGGCGCUACGUUCCUGAUUGUCGCAUACAGUGCAGUCAUUGCAAUCGGGUUGCUGGGCAACGCAGGCCUUGUAUUUAUCAUCACGCGGCAACAGGAGUUGCGCAACGUCACCAACAUCCUGAUCGCCAACCUGUCGUGCUCGGACAUCCUGAUGUGUGUGGUGUGUCUGCCGGUCACUGUCAUCUACACGCUGAUGGACCACUGGGUGCUGGGGGAGGCCCUGUGUAAGGUGACGCCCUUUGUCCAGUGCAUGUCUGUGACCGUGUCCAUCUUCUCCCUCGUGCUCAUCGCUCUGGAGCGCCACCAGCUGAUCCUCCACCCCACCGGCUGGACCCCCGCGGCCGGGCACUCCUACCUUGCGGUGGGCCUCACAUGGCUGGUCGGCUGCUUCAUCUCGCUGCCCUUCCUGUCCUUCAACAUCCUCACUAAUGACCCCUUCCAGAACAUCAGCCUGCCCUCCAACCCGUUCAGGGACCAUUUGAUCUGCAUGGAGUUGUGGCCGUCAGACAAACAUCGGCUUGCCUACACAACCUCGUUGCUGAUCUUCCAGUACUGCCUGCCUCUCCUUUUGGUGCUGCUCUGCUACCUGAGGAUCUUCAUCCGCCUGAGACGCCGCAGGUCACACAGCUACACUCUCCCUCAUGCACUUCAAAAGUCUUCUCACCACAGGGACAUGCUGGAGCGCAGCAGGAGGACUCGGGGAGCCCAGAGGAUCAAUGUCAUGCUGCUAGCCAUCGUCAUCGCGUUUGCUCUCUGCUGGCUCCCUCUGAAUGUCUUCAACACUCUGUUUGACUGGCAUCAUCAGGCCCUGCCGAAAUGUCAGCAUGACGCUGUCUUCUCCGCUUGCCACCUUACAGCCAUGGCCUCCACGUGCAUCAACCCCGUGGUGUACGGCUUCCUCAACAGCAACUUCCAGCGGGAGCUGAGGACGACGCUGCAGCGCUGCCAGUGUGGCACCCGGGCAGGCGAGAGCUAUGAGAGCUUCCCUUUGUCUACGGUGGGCAGCGAGGGCAUAACAAAGGCCACUUCGCUCAACAGGAUGGGAUCAGUGUGUGUCCCCUCACCCAGACCUGAGAUCAGCUCCGCUCUGCUGUCCAAAACAUUACCGGCUAACUUGUAACAAUGCGGACCGAAGAAUUCUUUGACAAGAUCCUAAGCGGAGUGGUUGUUAUUACAUCAGUUGUGUGUAACUGAUAAUGAUCAACGUUGAGCCAGUUCAACACUGUCCUCACUUGAAUUUGGCUGAAAAUGGUCUAAUUCUAUUUCAAGCUAAUAUUUGACAGCGUAUUACUCUUGUUGUGACUGAUCAUCAUCUCAAAAGUUUGAAGACUGUGGAUGCAACUUGGAAGUCCAGAACCCCAAAACUGAGGAAGCUGAAGGACCUGGACUGUUCUGGUGUAAACCAUGCAACCCUCCUGGAAAGGUUCAGCUUUCCAGUUACAGCCGUUGUGACAGAUCAACCUCAUACCAGACAUUUUAAUGUUUUGGUGAAAAACACAUUUUACUGUUUACACACAUGAACAAAAUUGCUGGUACCCCACAAUCACCACUGAAAUAACCUGAAACUGACUAAAGUAAAGAUGAAUAAAAAAAUGACUGAAAAUUAAAAAACAAAAAUCAGGGUUUGCUUCUGAAUUGUGAUUCACCAGAAUCAUUUUGAAAAUAAACUAAGGAAACCACAAUGAACCACAGGAAGCAAAGGAGAGAUUUGUCACAGGAGAUGAGAAAGAAAACAUGCUAAAGGUAAAGGCUACUGGAGCAUCUCUAAGCAGCUUGAUGCUCAAUUGUAUCAAUUAUUGAGGGUAAUUGAUGACAGGUUGAAGAGCAGAAGAAUACAAAUAGAAACCAAAGAGCCCAGAACAACCUCCAAGCAAAUUAAAGGUAGACUCCAUGGUCAAGGUCUAUCAGAUUGAACAAUACAUUUUGUCUGAGCCAAAGUGGACUUCAUGGGAGAAGUCACUGUUAAAACCAAAUCACCCAAAAGCGAGACUGGAAUUUGCUAUAUUGUAUAUUGACAAGACACAGCUCUCCUGGGAAAAUGUCCUCUGGACAAACGAGACAAUACUGGAUGUUUUUACCAAAGCACAUCAGCUCUGCAUUCAGAGACCAAAAUUGAUUCAUACCAAAAAAAAAACAUACUAUGAAACAUGGAGGAGGCUCAGUUCUGAUCAGGGGCAGCUUUCCUACAUCUGUCAGUGGGUUCAGGACACAAUACAAUUGAGGCAUUUUGGACAAAACUCAACAACCUUGUCAGAAAACUUGGUCUCAGUUGCAGGUCAUGGGCCUUCCAACAGGACAACGGCCCAGACACAGCUAGAAACACCUAAGAAUGGCUAACAACGAAAUAUUACACUAUUCUGUACCGGUCCGUUUCAAAUGGCUGGUACCAGACGUUCACUAACAGAGGGAUACCAACAAGUUUGUCCACGUGAGUAACAGAUGAACAUGUUUGUAAGUGCUGAGGCUUUGUUUAUCAUUGUUCAUUCUUUAAAAUAUCUUUUUGUGGCCUUUUUUUUGAAAGUUAUCUGACAGGAAGAGGGCAGAGAGUAGCAGGCAGAGAUGAGUGUAGAAUUUGGGAAGACCAUGUUGAGAUCUCUUCCCUCUGUAUACGUUUGCGUUGCUGUAUUGGCAAAUGUUUUUUUUUAAUAUAUGUGGAAAGGAACAGCUUUUAAGCUUUUUAAGGAAAAAAUGCUAAAAGGAAAAAAAACAGCUAGAAAUUGGUUACAGUAUUCUUUCUCUGCAGAAAAUAAAUUAUGUAAUAGAUCAAACUCGCUACAUCAUUACGUCGGUUCAAUGCGUGUUACAAUUAUACAGAGCAGGUUAGUUGUUUAUCAUUAUCUACACCACCAUAAGAUAAAUAGGGGAAUUAAUACCAUACCAGUACAAAUAUGAUAAAGUGCCAUAAAUUUGUUUUUUCCCCAUUCGGACGUUGCAGCAUAAACCAUGAUGUGUCAUCUGGUCCCGUUUGGAUACAUGAAAUGUUCUCAAUAAUUUCAGACUAUCAUAUUGUCACUUUCCUAAAAUGUCAUUUUUUGGCAGAAAGAUGAUUUAGAAAAAAAAUCACUUUUGGAAAAAAACCAAAAAGAUGUAGGUCAUUAUUUCAGGAAGGUGACAUUAUUGCUUCUGUUGAAUUUGCAUAAUUAAGGUUAUCUUGUUUUGUAGCCUACAUCAGUGUUGUAGUACUCGAGAUGCUCUCCGACUCGACCGCAUUUGGUGUCGGUCUUGGUGACAAGUCGGUCUUGGCGCCCGAGGCCGUACAGUACAGUGGCGCAAAAAGUGGGUAUGCACUUUAUGCAACGCAUGGGGGCGCUGCACUGAGGGGGCGCAAAAACGAUGUGGGGAAUUGUUUUUCUAGUCACCAUUUUAUGUUAACAGCUGUUUGUGUAUGAAAUGAUCAAUAACAGAGGAACAGCACUGAUUAGGCGCAACUAAACUCCCAUACAGGUAGCUUGUGCAGCGGCCCUUCUAGAACCCGCUGAGGCGCGUUUUUUUUCUUUUAAAUUUGAAUUGUAGGAACAGGGAGCUAAAGAUGGGGCACAG